Quercus robur (English oak) is the source of this 1266-nucleotide messenger RNA. RefSeq names its product nuclear intron maturase 3, mitochondrial-like. Gene Ontology annotation, biological process: mRNA processing. The record is from RefSeq and is a predicted model, not a curated record. Lineage: Eukaryota; Viridiplantae; Streptophyta; Magnoliopsida; Fagales; Fagaceae. Bases 1 to 1266 code for a protein of 421 amino acids. The transcript has a single exon.
AUGAAGACGGCAAUUCAUAGUGCAGUAUCUGAGAAUAUUAGUUUUCUAGGUAUGGAACUACAGGCAGUUCCACCUUCAGUUUUGCAUCCUCCCAUGACGGAGAAAGCAAUUAGGGCACGGAAGAAGUACCUUAGGCAGAAGGAAGUUAGAGCUUUAGAAUUUAAAAAUGCUAGAGAGAGGAAUAGAAAGAUACUGGGGAUGAAGAUAUUGCAGCAUGUUUUUAAGAAGUUGAAGCAAAGUGAUGGGUUUAAAUUUGACUUUCAAAUUGAAAAUGAGGUUCGAGAAAUCCUCAGAACUCGGACUGAUGAAGUGGUCCAAGAUUUCUUGGGUUCCUUGGAAGAGCGUUGGGAAUGGCAUCGGAUGCUCAGAGCAGGUGAUUUUCUCUCUUUAAGGCACAUUAGAGAUCAAUUACCCCAAGAGCUGGUUGAUGCUUAUGAUAAGUUCCAAGAGCAAGUUGACAAGUAUUUGAGUCCGGUCCAAUCUAGAAAGGCUUUAGAGAAAGAAGAAAAGAGAGUGGAGGAGGAAGAGGAACGGAAAUAUGCCAAGAGAACGGUUGAGGAUUUGACGAGGCUGUGUAUGAAAGUUGUUGCACCAAUAAAACUUGUUAGGAAGGCAGUUAAGAUGGCUGGUUUUACAAAUAACAUGGGUCGCCCUAGGCCGAUUAAGUUACUCAUUGCUCUUGAAGAUACUGAUAUUAUCAAGUGGUAUGCAGGUGUAGGGAGAAGGUGGCUUGAUUUCUUCUGCUGCUGUCACAACUUCAAGAUGGUUAAAACUGUAGUAACUUAUCACUUAAGGUUCUCUUUCAUUUUGACACUAGCAGAGAAGCAUGAAUCAACCAAACGUGAAGCCAUUAAGCAUUACACUAAAGAUUUGAAGGUCUCUGAUUUGAACGGGAACGAGGAAGCGUUCUUCCCCACAGAAAGAGAGGUUAAAAUGAUGGGAGAUCAAAAUCUUUCGGAUCCAAGGCCUGUUGAUGGUGCUUUAUCUUUGGCUUUGAUCAGGUUGGCUUCUGAUGAGCCCUCAUGUUCCUGUAUCGCUCAUUUCUGUGAAAGUAUGGAUACUAUUUUUUAUCGGGUAUGGUUACUGCAAAACCGUUUGAAUGUGAACCCAUCUGUUGAGGACAAGUGGGUCCCAGGGAUGGGUGCAAUUCAUGAAAGUCUCAAUCGGAAAUGCCUCCCUCUCUGUUCAAAUCACAUAAAUGAUUUAUAUAUUGGGAAAAUCACUCUGCAAGACAUUGACUGCACUUUGUUUGUGGAUGUGGACUGA